CUUGACUCCUCUACUCCGGAGCUGGCUGGCACUCUCGCUCCCUGUCUUGUGUAGGCCUGGGAUGUCAGUGGCCUGGUCAGCUCCCCUCAGCUGGGAAGGAAGAGAAGCUGCAAAGUUUCAGCCAUGGCUGCAAUCCGAAAGAAGCUGGUGAUUGUGGGUGAUGGAGCCUGUGGCAAGACCUGCCUUCUCAUUGUCUUCAGCAAGGAUCAGUUCCCAGAGGUCUACGUCCCUACUGUCUUUGAGAACUACAUUGCAGACAUUGAAGUGGAUGGCAAGCAGGUGGAGCUGGCUCUGUGGGACACAGCAGGGCAAGAAGACUAUGAUCGCCUGCGGCCUCUGUCCUACCCGGACACUGACGUCAUCCUCAUGUGUUUCUCCAUCGACAGUCCUGACAGCCUGGAAAACAUUCCUGAGAAGUGGACCCCAGAGGUGAAGCAUUUUUGUCCCAAUGUGCCCAUCAUCCUCGUGGGGAAUAAAAAGGAUCUGAGGCAAGAUGAGCACACCAGAAGAGAGCUGGCCAAGAUGAAACAGGAGCCUGUUCGAUCUGAGGAAGGCCGGGAUAUGGCAAACAGGAUCAGUGCCUUUGGCUACCUUGAGUGCUCAGCCAAGACUAAAGAAGGGGUGCGGGAGGUAUUUGAGAUGGCCACUCGGGCUGGCCUACAGGUCCGCAAGAAUAAGCGCCGGAGGGGCUGUCCCAUUCUCUGAGUUUCCCAAGGUCUCUCCAAUUUUCCCUCCUUCCUUUUCAAAGGGGUACAAAUUAUCCCCAUCCCACUCCAUCCUUCUAGGACUCCAUGCUGCCAGUUUCUUUUUUGGUUCCUUCCUGCCCAGGACUGCAUGAGUUUGUUUCCCCAGCCCCAAGUGGGGGCUGGUAGGCCCUUUCUUCCCUGCCUCUGGGAACCAGGCUGGUGCCCUGCCCUUCCUGUGCAGGGCUCCUCCUGCUGCGUUGGUCCAGGGGUAGGGCUCUUAGUCCUUUCGACCUUCCCCAUAUCACACACCAGCACUUUAUAUAUUUCUGGCUCACAGGAGGCAUCUGGGGUAGGGACUGGGAUUUCUGCUUUAGGUAGUAGCCUUGUCAACGACUUUACUUGGUGGGAGGGCAGGACAUGAAUAAAGGUCAAAGGUUGCACCAUG
Molecule: messenger RNA, 1131 nt
Organism: Cricetulus griseus (Chinese hamster)
Lineage: Eukaryota; Metazoa; Chordata; Mammalia; Rodentia; Cricetidae
Source: RefSeq, a predicted model, not a curated record